GGAGUGGAGUGUGAGUGGAGGCUUCCUAGCCGGUGUUAGCAAAACUGUACAGAACCUCAUUCGGAAUUCCUUCAAUUUAAGCGAUUUUCAGGAGUUCUUUGACGAGCCCAACAACAGAGGAAAUGGAGUAGCUGAAUGUUAAUGACAAGUAAACUCGAAAAGUGUAAACAUGGAGACUUAGUAAAGGCUAAAUGCCGAUGAGUAGCCCCGAAAUACACAGACUUUAACAUUAGAAGCAAUUUCCCAACAGUCCCAUAGUACAGAGGAGGCUUGGAGCCAUGGCAGGCAAGGGUCGCGGAGUGGCUGCCUUCACUUUCAACGUUGAGGCUCUGGGCAUCGGCAGGGGCAGCAUGCCAGAAGCCAGGGUGGGGCCCAGCCCGCUGUUUCCAAACACGGACUUUAAGCCAGUUCCUCUAAAAGCAGGCGAGGAGGAGGACUACAUGUUGGCAUUAAAACAGGAGAUGAGGGGAACUAUGCAACGGCUACCUCACAACAUCAAGCCUAACUCCAGUAAAGCAGAAGUGGAGAAGUACACAGAGAGAUACUUGAAGCAGAAACAGGCAGAGGAUGACGAAUGGACUCCAGACUGGAACCUCUUCCCAAAAGAAUUGAUGCCCCAAAAGAAAAAAACUCGAGUUAAACCAGGCACAAAGAAGAAAACUGUGAUAUCACGCAAAGACGCAGAGGCCAUGCUGAGUAAAUUAGAUGAACUGGCAAAGAAAGAUGAUGGGAACCCCGAAAAGUCAGAUGAUGAGACUGAUAAGAAAAAAGGGAAUGAGGAUGAUGAAGAAAUUGAGGAGGAAGAAUAUGAAGAGGAGGACAUUGAGGAGGAGAACGACUACAUCGAGAGCUAUUUUGACAAUGGCGAAGAUUUCGAUGCAGGCAGUGAUGAUAAUAUGGAUGGUGAAGGAACAUACUGAGACAGUGUGACUCAGUCCUGCAAACUGAAGCAAGCGUGAACUGCUGAAGAUCACAAUUAUGACGUGAACGACUGAGACGUUGAGAAUAUUGUUUAUAAUGGUUGUUUGUUUUGUUUGAUCAUGAGAGGAAAGCUUUCCUUAAGGACUUAUGUAAAUAAGAGAUGCCAAACUAUGUGCAUACUGGCAAUAAUUUAUUCAAAAUAGAUGUAUUUAUUUUGCAGCCUGUAGCACAUUCCCACAGUUUGAAAGGCACAUACUGUCAACAA
Acanthopagrus latus (yellowfin seabream) is the source of this 1186-nucleotide messenger RNA. It is a transcript of the gene polr3g, whose product is annotated as polymerase (RNA) III (DNA directed) polypeptide G. Lineage: Eukaryota; Metazoa; Chordata; Actinopteri; Spariformes; Sparidae. Bases 279 to 920 code for a protein of 213 amino acids. The transcript has 8 exons. Gene Ontology annotation, biological process: transcription by RNA polymerase III. Gene Ontology annotation, cellular component: RNA polymerase III complex. The record is from RefSeq and is a predicted model, not a curated record.